Molecule: messenger RNA, 1735 nt
Organism: Prosopis cineraria
Lineage: Eukaryota; Viridiplantae; Streptophyta; Magnoliopsida; Fabales; Fabaceae
Product: transcription factor bHLH123
Exons: 7
Coding region: 67-1539 (490 amino acids)
Source: RefSeq, a predicted model, not a curated record
UUGUACCUAGCUAGGUCCAUUCCAUCACAAAGGAAGCAAACAGCUCUGAGAGAGAGAGAGAGAGAGAUGGAAGAUGAAGAAAGUGGUGGGAAUUCCAUAGCAACCUCUUCCCCGAGUCCAUUAAUAAACUGGUGGGAUCUUCAUGCAACUUCAUCGCUUUCAUCCUGGAGCGAUCAUCAUCAUCAUCAUCAUCCUGCUGCUGCUGCUGCAAACCCUGAUUCUAAUUCCUCCUCGUGCUGUGAAGAUCAAGACGUAUCAUCCCUCGCCGUCGAAUCCCCUCAUCGCCGCCUCAUCCACCUCUCCGCGCCUUCCUCCAAUUCCUUCAUCCCUUCACAGCCACAAGAUCAUCCCCUUUGGACUCACGUCUUAUUGGGUGUUGGUAGCAACGAGGAGGCACAAAAUAGCCAAGUUGGAGAGAACUUUAUGGACGCACUGUCGUCUAAAAGCAUGAUGAACGAGCCAGCGAGCAAUUACUUGAAGAAACUCGAUACGACAUGGGAAUACAACAACCACCACAACAAUAAUUCUUCAUGUUUGAUCAACAGUUCGAGUUUUGAUAAUCAGAAACAAUUGAAUGGGUUCAACGAGGCUGUGCUUGAGAGUGAAAGAUUGAGCAAGCUGGUCAGCACUUGGUCUAUUGCACCACCAGACCCACAACUUGAUACUCACCAUCAAACACACGGCAACAACAAUUAUAAUAACAACAUUAAUACUGUGAUUUUGAAUUCUUCCAUGGAUCAUUCUGGGGGUUUUUCUUCAUACGGUGGUCAUGACAUGAAUGUUAAGCAAGAACAUCACCACCACCAUCAUCAUCCGAGUGAAGCACCAUCAGCACAAGGUUUGUUCGGAUAUCAAAAUAAUGGAUUAUUUAACAGUCAUGAAUCGUACGGGAUGCCCAGUUUGUCUUCGUGUUCAAGAAAUUUGUCAGAUGUUAUAUCUUUCACUGGAAGGAUAGGUCUGCCGGUCAUCGGAAUUCAUGCACUGAAACCCAGUUUCCGCCCUCCGUUGAUGAGCGUAUCUGACUCCAAGAAGCAGGCUUUCCAGACAUCAUUGCCGACAAGGACAGGCAAUGGAAGAGGACAAGGGAGCGCCACUCAAGUAAAGAAGAAAAGAACAGAUGACUCAUCAGAAGCAAUCUUGAAGAAGCCAAAGCAAGAAACUUCCACAGCAUCUUCUACAAAGGUGCAAGCACCGAAAGUCAAGCUAGGCGACAAGAUUACAACCCUUCAGCAAAUUGUGUCGCCAUUUGGAAAGGUCACUACAUAUUGCACUAACACCAUUUUAUUCUUUUUCUCUUUUUUCUUUUUUAUAUUAUUUUUACAAGAACAAGUCCAGCUACUGAGCAACUCUUACAUGAAGACCAACCCAAACAAGGAAACAUGGGGAAGCAUGGAGAGAAAAGAUGAAAUAGAGAUGAAGGGAGAGCUGAGGAGCAGAGGGCUUUGUUUAGUUCCAAUUUCAUGGACUCCUCAGGCUUACAGAGACAACACUGCCCCUGACUACUGGACUCCUGCUUACAGAGGUUGCUUCUUUCGGUAGCUUCAUUCAGCCACUCACUGUGUGAACUUCUCUUUUCAUUUUACUCAAUCAAAUCUUGCUUAUGUCCACCAUCACACACAUGCUAGCUAAUCAAUAAUUAUAUAUAUAUAUAUAUAUAUAUGUAAUGAGAACUUAAACAAGCAGCGCACAUGUCGUUUCUGAUAAAAUGUGGUAAUUCAUUUCACUUAUAAUAUAA